Fusarium redolens is the source of this 309-nucleotide messenger RNA. RefSeq lists its product as uncharacterized. Bases 1 to 309 code for a protein of 102 amino acids. Lineage: Eukaryota; Fungi; Ascomycota; Sordariomycetes; Hypocreales; Nectriaceae. The record is from RefSeq and is a predicted model, not a curated record. The transcript has a single exon.
AUGUCUGGCUUGUUUGACUCUCUCGUCCUUCUCUUCCCUAUCAUGUUCUGCUUUACUUACAUCAAGGACCUUGCCGCUGAGACUGCGACUGCUGCUUAUAAUGAUGUACUGCAGUUCUUUGCGCGUUGUCGGCGUGCUAUGUACUGGAGCCUCUAUUUGAUGUUGUUCCUGUUCACUCUCGCCUGUGUCAAGGUCUUUACUGACAGCAUGAAUGCUAUGUUUGAUGGUGAGAAGCCCUCUCGUGGCGCCUACUACAAUUAUUUGGUUGUCUAUGCUUUAACUGACCUAGAACUCGUCCACUAUUUAUAA